Messenger RNA from Macroventuria anomochaeta, 1085 nucleotides. RefSeq lists its product as uncharacterized. The record is from RefSeq and is a predicted model, not a curated record. The transcript has 2 exons. NCBI's taxonomy places the organism in Eukaryota, Fungi, Ascomycota, Dothideomycetes, Pleosporales, Didymellaceae. Bases 316 to 813 code for a protein of 165 amino acids.
GUAAAAACCCUCAUAGAGCAACUACGUUACCGUCGCACCCAAGGGCCUGGUUGCAGCUAGAGGUAUCUUGAUCUCAUCCCAAGCACCCACGACUUCUCCGGCUGCUCACAAGGACGCCUCCAUGCAUGGCCACAACCCGUACACUAAAACACCAAUCAGCUUGUAAACUGUAAAACACACCUCAAGACCACUUAGAUCUUACACGAAGCUGCAAGCGUUCACCGCUGACUCGUGCUUCUAUACUAGUGCGGGGAAGUGCAGAUCGUCAAGACAUUUCUCAAGAUUGCGCCAGCAAGGUUCCCACCACUCACAAACAUGGCGACACAGACACCUACCACAAAUGGCGAACAGAGUGCUGAAUACAAGGCGCUGUGGGCGAACAAAUACCGUGGAGCAACGGUAGAAGACCUCGACCCACCACCUGCUCUCUCCGUCAAGCCUACCGACCCUGUUUCUUGGGCGCUCAUGAGUGGUCUCGAGCGCGACUACACGCACCUGACCGUUGUUUCGCAAGAGAACCGCGCCUUGCUCGGCUACAUUAGCAUCCCACGCCUACAGGAUUUGCUCAAGGAGCGCAAAGUCAGCGAGAACGACCCGGUCGAGGCAGCGAUGCACAAGUUCCAGCGGCGUGGGAGGCGGUACAAGGUCAUUGACAUGGAGACGCCGCUCGAGGAGCUAGAGGAGUUCUUCAAGGGUGGAGUGGACGGAAGCGGGAAGCAGGAGUUCGCAGUUGUUACAGAUGCGAGCCGCAAGUUUGUUCUUGGUGUAGCGACGACAGACGACUUGGACAAGUUCCUCAAGACGAGAGCAUGAAGAAGGCAUGAAGAGGGAGGAGCCUGGAGGAAGUCAAGAACGAAUCUGCAUUGCUUGGCGUUUGCUUAGGAUACCACAUGGGAGGAGGUGUUAUGGAGAUGUCAAGGAGGGUUGAUUCAACAUUCUCUCCGCGGACUGGGCUGCCACAUGCACAUCGAGUGUCUGGCACCUGCAGCAAGGAGACAAGCAAUCUUGAAAGGACUUAGCGGUUCGUCUAUCGUAGAUCCUAGACGUCAAUCACAAUUAACUUGAGAUGAGGGCUUCAAAGUUGC